Messenger RNA from Microplitis mediator, 1628 nucleotides. RefSeq lists its product as uncharacterized. The record is from RefSeq and is a predicted model, not a curated record. Gene Ontology annotation, cellular component: extracellular region. Gene Ontology annotation, molecular function: ribonuclease T2 activity; RNA binding. The coding region runs from base 1 to 1497 and encodes 498 amino acids. The transcript has 3 exons. Lineage: Eukaryota; Metazoa; Arthropoda; Insecta; Hymenoptera; Braconidae. Gene Ontology annotation, biological process: RNA catabolic process.
AUGAAGUGGAAUUAUAUUUUUGCUUCAUGUUUUAUCGCAGCUCUGCUGCUAGAUCAGACUUCCGCGGAUCGAUGGAGUUCUAGAUCUAGAACAGGAACAUCAUCAAGAUCUCCAAGUCCUCCAGGAUCUCCAAGCAGACAUCGUCCCUCAAGUACUGAAGUCACGCAUUACGACCCUGCUCACUCUCACUUUUCAAGUCCACCAUCACCACCACCAGAGUCAUCACCAUCAUCAGCUGGAUCUUCGAGACGAUCAUCUCAUGUUCCGCUUUCUCAAUCAUCAUCAACAUCAUCCGGUUACUUUUCAUCAAAUUCCUCACACUCACCCCAUCCACCCGGAAUUUCGUCACCUUCUCCAGCUUCAAUGAAUCCAUUCCAAAAGAUGCAGUCUGCCAGUCGCAGACAAAAUUCCCCUCCCAGACCAUCUUCUCAUCCUGACCCCAAGUCCCAGUCUCUCCCCCGCGGGAUUAAACCGUCCACUGGACCAACUCCCCCCUCUCCGCAUCAAACCACAGCCGAUAAUCAGAACAAAACUGAACCAUAUGGACUCCCUUCUAGGCCACGUUCCGCCAAAAAACGAGAUCCGUCCCGUUCCUUGAAUGCUGUCAAGGCGCUAGAAUUUGAGGCCGCUCUCGUCAAAUCUUUUGCUGCGACCCACAAAGAAGUCAUUUCCAAAGACAAAAAUAUCAAGGGCUCGGAAAAAAAACAGAAACAACUUGUUCUUAAAAAAGUUAACCAGAAGGUGCUCGACAACGAGAAUAAAAAAAAAAAAGCCGAAGAGGAAACGCCAAUUGAGCGCAGAACUCUGGACGAUUAUUCGUUAGUGAGGGAUAAAAAUAAAAAAUGUGGGCAUCAGGGAUCGACGACUGAAAGUUGCUUCGAUUUUUAUGCAUUUUCUAUGUUUUGGUCACCUACGAUGAUUCGUUCAACACACGCAAGAAGAGCAACACCUGUGCCGAGAGAAGAUAAAUGGACAAUCCAUGGAUUAUGGCCAAACAAAAAAGGUUUGGCGACAGCUCCGCCCAAAGAGUGUGAUGUCAAGAUGCGUUUUAAUGCUAGCAAAUUGAGUGGGAUAAGACACGUGUUAGAUAACAACUGGUUCGCGGCAUCAUCAGACAAUGAACAUUUCUGGCACCAUGAAUGGGACAAACAUGGCAAGUGUGCAGCACGUUCGAUAUUUAUUAACGACAUUGAGGGUUACUUCAGAAAGGGAAUUAGUUUGGGGAAUACACAUAGAUUUGGUGAUAUUUUGGAGGCAGCAGGUUUUCGUCCUGGAUCUACAAUGACUUUACAACGGAUAUAUGAUACUAUUGCUCAUCAUUAUGGCACGCCAGAAAUUACAACUUGGAAAGACGUAGCAACUGACUUAACAUAUUUGAGAGAAAUAAGAGUAUGUUUAAACCAUCGGUUUCAUCAAAUGAAUUGUCCAGUGACGCCUCCACAUCCCGACGUUAUGGCUCAAGAAAUUACUUAUUUGUCAAUUGCUUCAGUCCCUUAAUUAUCAAUAAAUAAAACUUUUUAACUGAGACUGCAGUCAUCUGCUAUUUCAAUUAAUUUUUUUAUGAUUAUUUUAUAACAAAAAAUAUAUUAUUCUCUUUAUAAAAGUAUGAAACAAGAAUAUAGCAUCAA